UCUGACACGUUGAGCUACAGGAGCGCGCGCUGAGGACAGAGGUGUACCGAACCUGCUCCUGCAAAGCUGUCUCUUCACAUUGUUUAUUACGGGAAAUAGUUGAUUUAAAUAAUGUUUUAAAAUGAAUCCACUAGACAAGGGAAGAUAUUCGAAGCGAACGGCGUUAUGGGAAUUGGGAUUUAUCUAUCUUACGCUGAUAAGCGUGGCGCGGUGCUCCAUAUCUGACAGGAAUGUAUGUCAGGGAACCAGUAAUAAGCUUACUCUACUAGCACAACCGGAUGACCAUUACAGGACCAUAGCACGGAUGUACACUAACUGUACCGUAGUGCUAGAGAACCUGGAGAUAACUUACAUCCAAGAGUACCACGACCUCUCCUUCCUUAGGAGCAUUGAGGAAGUCAGUGGCUACGUUUUAAUAGGACUAAAUUACGUAAGUGUGAUACCUUUGGAAAACCUGCGGCUCAUUCGUGGACAUACUCUCUUUGAUAAUAAAUAUGCCCUAGCGGUGAUGUCAAACUACCACAGGAACGAUUCCUCGGAGAACAGUAGCAUCACCGGCGGGUUGAGAGAGCUUCCACUGAUAAACCUCACAGAAAUUCUCAAAGGUGGAGUUAAGAUAACUCAUAAUCCUUUGCUUUGCAAUGUGGAGACUAUAAAGUGGUUGGACAUUGUACAAAGCAACAAUAAUGUAAAUGUCUCAGGGGGGACAGACCCUCAAUGUAGACAGUGUGACCCAGGAUGCAAUGGAUCAUGUUGGGGCCCAGGACCAGAGAGCUGCCAAACCUUGACGCGGUUGAACUGUGCCGAACAGUGCUCACGGAGAUGCAAGGGUCCCAAACCCAUCGAUUGCUGUAAUGAGCAUUGUGCCGCAGGUUGCACUGGACCCAAACCAACAGAUUGUCUGGCCUGUAGAGAUUUCCAGGAUGAUGGGACGUGUAAGGAUUCAUGUCCACGUCUAAUGUUAUACAACCCAAACGCUCACCAGCUUGUUCCCAAUCCUGACGGGAAAUACAACUUUGGAGCAAGAUGUGUGAAGAGUUGCCCUUACAACUUUGUGGUGACCGAUCAUGAUGCCUGCGUUCGGACGUGCAGUGGGAACAUGCAUGAAGUGGAGGAGAACGGAAUAAGGAAGUGCAAAAAAUGUGACGGCUUGUGUCCGAAAGUCUGCAACGGUCUUGGAAUGGGAGAGCUUGCUAAUGUCAUAUCAAUCAACGCGUCUAACAUCGAUUCUUUUAUUAACUGCACUAAAAUAAACGGGCAUAUAACAAUAAUGCAGACGACAUUUCGAGGGGACCCGUUUACAAAAACUCCAAGCAUGGACCCGGUAAAACUGGACUAUUUUAAGACAGUUAAGGAAAUUUCAGGGUUUCUGCUCAUCCAGGAUUGGCCAGAACAUCUUAAAUCACUCAGUCCCUUUGAAAACCUGGAAAUUAUCAGAGGAAGAACCAAACAGCAUGGCACUGUCAGUUUUGCUGCCCUGAAUAUUUUUCACCUAAAACAUCUCGGCCUGCACUACCUGAAGGAGAUCAGCGAUGGAGACGUGGUCAUUAGGAACAACCGCAACUUGUGUUACACGGACGGCAGCUACUGGCAGAAGUUGUUUCGAUCGGAGAAACAGCGCAUACGAAUGAACAACAACGCAGCCAUUGACAGCUGUGUGAAGCAGAAUCAUACCUGUGACAGUAUGUGUGGAGAUGAAGGCUGUUGGGGCCCUGGGCCGUCUAUGUGCGUAUCCUGCCAGUAUGUGAGCCGUGGAGGACGCUGUGUCAGUCACUGCAACCUGUUAGAAGGAUCACCACGAGAGUUCAGGUCACAAAACGUCUGUUUGGAAUGUGACCCGGAAUGCAAGGUUCUGAAUGAGACCCAAACCUGCCAUGGACCGGGAGCUGAUAAUUGUUCUGAGUGUGCUCACUUUAAAGACGGUCCACACUGCGUUGCUCGCUGCACACAAGGUGUGCCCGGCGUUAAUGGCCAACUCGUGUGGACGUACUCAGACAAAAACAGACAGUGCCAGCCAUGUCACGCCAACUGCACCCAGGGGUGCAGUGGACCCGGACUGGAAGGUUGUGAACCUAAAGGCUCUAAUGUGCCUGUCAUAGUGGUUGGUAUAGUCGGUGGCAUGUUGCUGAUCAUGGUCCUUCUGCUCUUCAUUUUCAUCAUCAUCCGUCGACGACACAUCACACGGAAGAGAACCCUACGACGUCUCCUGCAGGAAAGAGAGCUGGUCGAACCUCUCACUCCAAGCGGUGAAGCCCCUAACCAGGCACUUCUGCGCAUCCUUAAAGAAACAGAAUUUAGGAAAAUAAAAGUGCUUGGAUCUGGAGCAUUUGGCACUGUGUAUAAGGGUCUAUGGGUUCCAGAAGGAGAAGAUGUGAAAAUUCCUGUUGCUAUUAAAGUUUUAAGAGAAGUAACAUCUCCAAAAGCCAACAAAGAGAUCUUGGACGAGGCUUAUGUAAUGGCCAGUGUUGAUCACCCUCAUGUCUGUCGUCUAUUGGGAAUCUGUCUUACCUCCAGCAUCCAGCUCAUAACUCAGAUUAUGCCUUUCGGAUGCCUGUUGGAUCAUGUUCAGGAGAACAGAGACAAUAUUGGCUCACAGAUGCUGUUAAACUGGUGUGUUCAGAUCGCUAAGGGAAUGAACUACUUAGAAGAAUGUCGCCUGGUCCAUCGGGAUUUAGCAGCCAGGAAUGUGCUGGUUAAGACUCCUAACCAUGUAAAGAUCACUGACUUUGGCCUGGCCAGACUACUGGGUGCAGAUCAGAAAGAGUAUCACGCUGAUGGAGGGAAAGUGCCUAUAAAGUGGAUGGCACUUGAGUCUAUACUUAACUGGACAUACACUCAUCAAAGUGACGUUUGGAGUUACGGUGUCACCAUUUGGGAGUUGAUGACAUUUGGAUCCAAACCUUAUGAUGGAAUUCCAGCCAGUGAGAUUGCAGAUAUUCUGGAGAAAGGAGAGCGCUUACCACAACCUGCCAUCUGCACUAUAGAUGUUUACAUGAUCAUGGUUAAAUGUUGGAUGAUUGACGCUGACUGCAGACCUCACUUUUGUGAACUUGUGACAGAGUUCUCAAAAAUGGCUCGAGAUCCCUCUCGCUACCUUGUCAUUCAGGGCGAUGAGAACAUGCAUCAGCCGAGCCCAACGGAUUCAUCGUUUUACAGGUCUCUGAUCAGUUCAGAAGACAUGACCAGUGUGGUCGACGCAGAGGAAUACCUGCAACCCAACAAGAGAUUCUUCAGUGGAUCACAAAGGUCACAAUCUCACUAUCACAACACUCCGGAUGAUUAUAAAAACAGUCUGGUAAUGCGUUACAUAACGGACCCAACACAAAAAGACCUCAUGUUGCCAGAAUACAUGAACCAGGACGUUCCCCCUCCAAGCACAAUGGUGAACCCAAACUACGAGUGCCUGGCCCUCAUACAGACAGAAAAUGGCUACACAGACGCCUACGGGAGCAAACCCGAUGGUCCCGAGUAUUUGAACACAGCCUGCUCCACUUUACCAAGCUCCUCAUGUGCCAAUCUGGAUAACCAGGACUACCAGCAGAGCCUUCUGCCAACUUCUCCAUCUGACGUUCGGUUCCUUCCUGCAACGGAAACCCUGCAGUACCUCGGGCUCGGCACAGCGAUGCAGUCUCAUGUACGUUAAGACAAUCAGGGUUCAAAAUAAGCAAUUGCACUGCUUGAACUUUUAGAUGUCCGCACAACGCACAUGUUAGUACUUUAGCUACCGUGAGGACGGAUCUGAAUUCAUGUGUCGUUGUGAGAACGUCGCUCCAGACACGCUUGAAGGCAUCUGCUGUGAUGUGUUUGUUCUUGAUAAAGAGGUAUGUUUGUUUAGACAUUAAGCUGUGAGUAACGUGUUGAAUGUCAAGCCACAAAACAUUUCAGUAUUUUCACCGAAUGAAUGGAAUAUGUAAUAGUGACGAAUAGUUUCGGUCUUUGGGCCAGAUUUACUAAACAGGGCCAUUAGCGUGAAAGCACAUUUUAAAAAUGCGCCAAUGGGUUCCCCCCACGUUCCCAUUUUUGGUUAUCCGAGAGUGACACACGGUGAGGUGCUGCCAAGUUGGCGACGGCCGGCUCCACCCACUUUGAGCUUCAAAAAUGCUCUUUAGGCCCUUUCCCAAAAUGGCACUCUCCGUACUUGUGGAUUUUCUCAGAGUCCACACUUUGAUGACAUCAUGUGGUGCGGACCUUAGGGCAGGGGUCCCCAAACCUGUUCCUGGAGGGCCAGUGUCCGUGCAGGAGGGCCAGUGCAGGAUUGGUGACCCUUGACACGAGUCCACGAGAGCGCACCGGAGUCGUAUUUUGGGACAGACUUGAGUGGUGAACUCCUCCCAUCCGUCGUCGGACUUCUGGGUUCAGGAAUUUGGCGAAGACCACAUCAAUGGUGCAUAGGGGGCGCUGAUGGACACAAUUCGGAGCGUAGAAAUGACAGAUGGGACUCCCUACAGACUAUGUGAGCAUCCACGAGACCGAAAGUCCACAUGAAGUGCGCCAUUUGAGACAGGGCCAUAGAAACCUACAGGUGAUGUCACGGUCAUCACAACGUCCCUGUUUUGUACAGUCUAUCAGUGAUGCGCAGAUUGAUCCAAAAUGAGCGGGUGUCUGCGGUCACCCACGGUUACGAGUCAUCCAAAAAUAUUUUUAAUGAUAUUCUGGUCGCGGUCGGUCAGGUCGUUUGAAAUAAAGAUGCCAAUUACCAAUUUUAAACAAUUACUACUUUUAAAAAAUGUGGGCCAGGAAGUGGGUCGGGUACGAUAGUUUUAUUUGUGGUCCGAGUUGAGGGCGGGUUAGUUGAAAAUGUCGGUCAGGGUGCGACUUGUUUAUACAUUGACCCGCGCAUCACUGCAGUCCAUCAUGAUUUUUAGGCGUUAAUAAUGGUGCGAAUACUAGUAAAUUGACGAGCGCAAACCUUAGUAAAUUGCCUUUUAAAUAUUCUCCCAAAGUUUUGCAUCUGAAAGGAAAACUCCUACAAAUGCAUGAAUGCAUAUGCAAUAAGGUAAUUUGCAAAAACUGAGCUAAUUUUUCACUGCGUGUAUUUAGUAGUAUUUUGUUUUUGACGACAUAUGGGGUGUUUGCAAUGGCUGUUAGUAAAUCUGGCCCUUUGUGUAUAAUGUGGGUUAGGUAGAGUAUUUGGAGAAUAGUUGUUGAUUUUGAUAAAUGUUGCAACUUAAUUUAUUUAACCAGAAUCCCAAAUGAGGAUUAUAACAACUUUUGUUAUAAACAAUGAAUAUUUUUACUUUAUUAUGGAUAUCCAAUGGGCUUUUCACACUUAGAAAUAAAGGUGCUAAAAGGGUUUUUGCAGUGAUGACAUAGAAGAACCGAAGAAGCUUUCGAUUAAAAAUAAGCCAUGUUCAUAUUCUGUACAUGAUAGAGGUUCUUUCUGGAACCGUACAGCCUUUGGGGACCUUAAUUUUUUAAGAGUGUGGUUUAGUAAUUAACAUUUGUAAUACCAGUUUUUAUGAAUUCACAGUACAUUUGUAAACCCUGGGUUAAUCCUUUUUUGUAUAUUUGCAAGGCUAGUGACACUGGACAAUUUCACCAAACAAGUACACGAUUCAUUUUAAAGUCCCACUGUAGUGAAAAUCAAGCUUUUAUUGUUGUUUUAACAUUGUUUUUUAUUGCUUGUCAUGCUUUUAAGACAAACCAUGUGCAAAUUCAUCAUUCAACCUAUAAAUUGAAGUUUUCCAAAGACUAAAACUGUGGUUUAAAAUCACCUUGGUUCAUCACAAAAAAGUAACCAAUCACAUCAAUACAGUUAAACGAGUGGAACAGUAGUCCGAGCCAUCACAGACAGCAAACAAUUCUGGGCCGGAUCUGCAGACUUCAGCCCUGGCUAAGGUUGUGUGCUGUAUAGGACGGAUGUAGGGCUGGACAAAAAUUUAAUAUUAAAUAUUUUGUAGUAUAUUUUUUGUAAUAAAGGUGAAAUGAGUUAUAAACACAUUUCCAAUAUUUGAUAUACAUUACAGCAUCCUGCGGCCGUUCACAUUACGUCUAAAAACACGCGUUAAACGCAUGUCAAGGUGCUUCUUACUUCCAAAGUGGCAUCUUUUUUAGCUAAACAACCAUGAGCCACUUAAUUGAGCUUUAACAUUAUUUAUUCUGUCCAACUAUCUUAUGUAACAUUAAAUAGCCUACUACCAUUCAAUAGUCUUAGGGUCACUUUCACUUUGGCUAUUUAUUUAUAUUUUUCCAUUACUAUAAAAGCAAAUUAAUCAAAACUAUUGAACUACGAAAGUCAAUACUCAGUCCCUCCAUAAAAAAUGUGAUUAUUCAAGCAUAAUCAGCCAAAAGAUUGCAUAUUUAUGCAGGGCCCGCAUUUUUCAAAUCCGCCGCACUUUCACCGCAUAAAUUGCAGAUUACCGCGUGCAAAAUAUGCACGGCUUGCAUGAUUUUAUAAUGCAUUUUCGUACCAAAAAUCACAUAUAUCUUAGCAGAAAGUUGAAAAAUGUUGCAUUUACUUUACACAAGCGCAGUCAUGUCCCUGUUGCUAUGGGAACGUUAUGAAUUGACGUGAUUAUGUGACGUGAAUAUCAUUGAAAAGCUGCAAACCCCAACCACAAUUUUUCCAUUACUAUAAUAGCAAAUUGAUCAAAACUAUUGAACUACGAAAGUCAAUCCUCAAUCCCUCCAUAAAAAAUGUCAUUAUCCAUCGCAGCCAAAGUCCGCAUGUUUAUGCAGGGGCCGCAUUUUUUCAAAUCCGCCGCACUUUCACAGCAUAAAUUGCAGAUUACCGCGUGCAAAAUAUGCGCGGCUUGCAUGAUUUCAUAAUCCCUGCAUUUUCAUAGCAAAAAUCACAUAUAUCUUAGCAGAAAGUUGAAAAAUUUUGCAUUUACUUUACACAAGCGCCGCCACGUCCCCUGUUGCUAUGGGAACGUUAUGAAGUGACGUGAUUAUGUGACGUGAAUAUCAUUGAAAAGCUGCAAACCCCAACCACAAUUUUUCCAUUACUAUAAUAGCAAAUUGAUUAAAACUAUUGAACUACGAAAGUCAAUACUCAGUCCCUCCAUAAAAAAUGUCAUUAUUCAACGCAGCCAAAGUCCGCAUUUUUAUGCAGGGGCCGAAUUUUUUCAAAUCCGCCGCAUAAAUUGCAGAUUACCACGCGCAAAAUAUGCACGGCUUGCAUGAUUUUAUAAUCCCUGCAUUUUCGUAGCAAAAAUCACAUACAUACAAAAAUGUUGCAUUUACUUUACACAAGCGCCGCCAUGUCCCCUGUUGCUAUGGGAACGUUAUGAAGUGACGUGAUUAUGUGACGUGAAUAUCAUUGAAAAGCUGCAAACCCCAACCACAGUUUUUGCAAGUUCUCGCAAUUUUUGCAAAUUCCCGCAAUUUCAUCGCAUAAAAUUGCAUAAAUAUCGAAGAUGUGCCGCAAGAUCAAGGAUUUUGGCCCGCAACAAUCACAAAAAAACCUUACAUUUUUUCUGGAAGGACUGAAGAAAUCCAUUAGUUUAGCGCAAUAGUGCACCUUAUUAAUAUUAAAGGUGAGCCUUAAAGUCUUAUGUUUACUUAUGUUUAAGUGCGUUUACAUUUAAUUUGUAUGAAGGCUUAAAUAUUUUAUUGUUUUAUUGGAGGAGGCUUCAUAAACUUGGCAAAUUCAUUUGUUCAGAAGUUUGACAUUCGUCCUGGGCAUUCCCAAGGCUUUUCUAACAUUCAUACCGUUAUCGGAUUUAUUCCGUAUCCACCAAAAUUGAGAAGUAUAUCAGCAAUAAAAAUUUUGGCCAAAUCGUCCAGCCCUAAAGGAAUGAUACACAGACUUGGCACUGAAAUGAUUGCAGCGCUACUGCAGAUCUAACCCGUUAACAUAAGCACAAAAACAAAAAUACUACUGCAAAUGCACAGUUCACAUAUGCAUUGUGUAGCAGCUGUGUCUGAAAGUGCCAAAAUGGACUCCAAGGGGACUUUAAUAACCAUGCUAUAAAGUUUUUACGAAUUGCCUACUGUAAAUAUGAAAAAUGUUUUACCAUCUGAUUGGUUGUCUGUUGCUAAACUUGCUGUAACAUAACCACUGCAUACAAGGCUUAACCCAGGGUUAAGUGUUUUGUGAAAAGCCAUUACACUGUACAGUGACAACUGCCUGAGUAAUAUUUUGUGUGUUUUAAAUACAAUAAGCUCUGUGAUCUUAACAGUUUGUUAUUAUGCCACUGUUGUCCAAAGCACCUACAUAAAAUGAAGCAAAUAAAUGCAAAUAAAUGCUAACCAUGGUCAUAAUGUACAGCAGUGGUUCUCAAACUUUUUCGGCAUGUGCCCCCCUUGUGUUUCAGAUUGCACAU
Molecule: messenger RNA, 8267 nt
Organism: Paramisgurnus dabryanus
Lineage: Eukaryota; Metazoa; Chordata; Actinopteri; Cypriniformes; Cobitidae
Product: epidermal growth factor receptor-like
Biological process (GO): protein phosphorylation; positive regulation of kinase activity; multicellular organism development
Cellular component (GO): basal plasma membrane; plasma membrane; signaling receptor complex
Molecular function (GO): epidermal growth factor receptor activity; epidermal growth factor binding; ATP binding
Source: RefSeq, a predicted model, not a curated record